AUGAGCCCCUCUUUGCAACCCUCCCCCGUCUCUCAGCUGCCACAGACCAUCGACAAUGGUCGGCUAGUCCUGCAAGACAUGCUCGGCUUGGGAGCCUAUGGUUCGGUCUACAGGGCCAUUGACACUCAAACUGGGCAAAGCUAUGCUGUCAAGAGCCUCAACAAGACAGGACUCGACUCUCGACAACGUGCGUUCCAAAACCAUGAGGCAAAACUACACGCCACCGUCUCUGGCCACCCCAAUAUUGCCACACUACACAAAGUUAUCGAGGAGGAAAAUUGCCUCCACAUGGUCCUAGACUGUGGGACAGAAGGUGACCUUUUCUACACCAUCACAGAGCGAGGCGAAUUUAUUGGCAACAGCAGCGCUAUCAAGUUGAUCUUCAGUCAGAUCGCCAGCGCUGUUAUGCAUUGCCAUACAAAAGGUGUAUAUCACCGGGACCUCAAGCCGGAAAACAUCAUCAUGUUCGGCCCAUCUGUCAAACUCGUAGACUUUGGUCUUGCGACAGUAGAACAGACGUCUAAUGACUUUGGCUGUGGUUCGACCUUUUACUUGUCACCAGAAUGUCAAGGCGGUUAUAUCGAGGCCGUCAAGUCGUACGAUAGCGCAGCCAACGAUGUCUGGAGCCUCGGUGUUAUUCUCAUUAAUCUGGUCUUUGGCCGGAAUCCAUGGAAGCAGGCCUGUCCCCGAGACGAGACCUUCGCGGCCUACGUGGCCAACAACGACUUUUUGCAGACCAUUUUGCCCAUAUCUGUGGAGCUGAAUGGGAUCAUCAAGUCUGUGUUCUGCCUCAACCCCAAAAAACGCAUCACCCUGCCGGAGUUGGUGAGGCGCGUGCAAGCCUGUGGCUCCUUUACCACGCCCGAGUCCUAUGCUUCCUCGCCCAGUGCCACUACAACUGUCGAUGCAGCAGCAGCAGCAACAGUAGUGCAUACAGCGAGCCAUCGUCGUGGAGAUGAGAAGCUGUACAACAACGGCGACAAGGAAGACUCUGGCGUUGACCUGCGAUCGCUAGCAUGA
This is a messenger RNA of Gamsiella multidivaricata, 1020 nucleotides long. Its product is annotated as kinase-like domain-containing protein. Gene Ontology annotation, cellular component: cytoplasm. Gene Ontology annotation, biological process: intracellular signal transduction; protein phosphorylation. The transcript has 3 exons. Gene Ontology annotation, molecular function: protein serine/threonine kinase activity; ATP binding. The record is from RefSeq and is a predicted model, not a curated record. The coding region runs from base 1 to 1020 and encodes 339 amino acids. NCBI's taxonomy places the organism in Eukaryota, Fungi, Mortierellomycota, Mortierellomycetes, Mortierellales, Mortierellaceae.